Molecule: messenger RNA, 1724 nt
Organism: Oryzias melastigma (Indian medaka)
Lineage: Eukaryota; Metazoa; Chordata; Actinopteri; Beloniformes; Adrianichthyidae
Product: mitochondrial fission factor homolog A
Exons: 7
Coding region: 161-1021 (286 amino acids)
Biological process (GO): positive regulation of mitochondrial fission
Cellular component (GO): peroxisome; mitochondrial outer membrane
Source: RefSeq, a predicted model, not a curated record
GCCUGCGUGUGGAGCCGCUCGUUAAGCCCCGCCCCCGUUGUCACACUGGGACGUCGUUAGGUAGCAACAGACCCCCUGUGUUUGCGGCUGUUUGUAGCUGUCUUCAUCCCGGAACCAACGGAGCGUUUGGAGCAGCGGGGCUAAACACCGGGACGGCCGGAUGAGUGUGCCGACUUUCAUCCCCUCUGGUGAGGUGACUGAAAUAAGCCGCAUCCAUUAUGACCUGGAAUACACGGAGGGCAUCAGCCAGCGCAUGCGAAUACCCGAAACCCUCAAAGUCGCCCCCGAGAGCAGUGGGGGGCACGUUCAACCUCAGGACCCCCUGCCACCUCAUUCCGCUUUGAUGCAGGUUCCUGAGAGAAUUGUUGUUGCAGGUGACGAUGGAGACCUGACAUUUCCUCAUCCCAGGGACUUGGACCUCAUUCAGUCAGUUCCUCCUGUAGACCUGCUGAGCAUGAAGGCACCCCCACACGUCCUCACCCUGACGGAACAGCCCCUGGACUCGCUGGAAACCGACCAAACUGCCAACACCCAAAGAAAUUCCAGCAACGUGCAGACCAGCGUCCACGCUCGAGCAAGACGGGAGCGCAGUGACAAUGUCUCCAGUCGCCAUAGCAACCAGAUGAGCAGAGGGGACGUAUGUGUGACUCCUUCUCCUCAUGCACCUCCUCUCCGUUUGUGUCCUCCUCUCUACUCACCUGAAGAUGCCAACAUCAACCUGUUCACAGCUGCUGGGCUGCUGUCCUACAUCCAGUCCACCACUCGCCGUGCAUACCAGCAGGUCCUGGAGGUUCUGGAUGACGGCCAGCGCAGGACACACCUGGACUCCACCUUGGAAAUCAAUCCAGACGAGUCUGGAUUUGUUGAUGCGUCGUCGCUGCGGCGUCAGAUCGUGAAGCUGAACCGGCGUCUGCAGCUUCUGGAGGAGGAGAACAAAGAGCGCUCCAGGCGAGAGAUGAUCCUGUACUCCGCCACCGUGGCGUUCUGGCUCAUCAACACUUGGAUCUGGUUACGGCGCUGAUGGAGACUGAGCACCUCCCUGAGAAAACAGGAGUCCUGCUGCUUUUUAAAGAAAGCUCCUCUGAACUAUUAAAGCUGAAAUCUGUGGCAGCAGUUCACCAGACCACACGGGUUUGAUGAACUGCUGCCACAGAUUUCAUCUGGAAACUGGAAUAAAGAAAACUGUUUUGUUUCAUGGAAAUACCCUGAUGUUUACUAUCAUUAGACAGAAAUAAACUCAUGCUGUGAAACAAAGCAGAAGCUUCGGAGCAGGAGAGGCGUACGCAGACGAGAGCUCCGUCUGCAGCAGAUUUGAUCUGUAAAUAAACUCAGUCUAGUGUCAAAAAUAGACCUUAAUCUACAGAUGCCAUAAUGUAAUGUCAGCUCCUCCUCACCUAAAACACAUGUACUUGAAGAAGUUAUCGUUCCAGCAGGUGAAUGCUGCAGUUGGUUCAGUUUUUGCUAGAAAUCAGGUUUUCUUUUGGGUCAAAGGUUUCUGUCUGGCAGUGAUGCGAACAUUUGGUUAUUUCAUAUCCAAAUGAGUUAUUUAUUGCCACUAUGAUGACUUGUUUUGUUUUAGGCUGGUUCAUCACAUGUCAUGCAAUGUUUUCUGUGAAUUAUAACCCGUAGUUGUGAUUUAAAUGUAUAUUAUUUAUUUUUUGUAAAGUAUGGAAGUAUAGUUUGGGUGUUUUCUUUAAUAAAUGUGUGCUCAUUGGCAGGUCGAA